AUGGAUCCCAACCAAACUGCCAAAUUUCCUCUCCAUGAGGCUGCCCGGGAGGGUAGGAACCAGGUUGUCGAAUCCCUACUCAACGCCAAUCCAAAGUCUGCGUUUGUGAAAGAUGAAGAUGAUCGUCUUCCUAUUCACUGGGCUGUAGCCUAUAAUCACAUGCCCGUUGUGGAGCUGCUUGUUUCCAUGAAGAACUUUGAUCCCGAUGUUGAAGAUGGAUCCGGUUGGACCCCAUUGAUGAUCGCGGCCAGUCUCAAGGAUGCCGGGGGUGACAAAAUUCUGGAGCUCCUAUUGCGUAAGGGCGCCGAAGUCUCCGUUAAGAGCCAUUCGGGGCAGAACGCGUUGCACUUUGCAAGCUCCAAAGCCAACAUCUCCACUGUGCGAAUCCUAAUUGCCAACAAAUGCAGUGCUCGUGUUAAAGAUAUCCGCGGUCAACUGCCUCUACACCGGGCGGCAGCCGUAGGAUCCGUUCCUAUCCUACAGAACCUCCUGGAGGAAGGGAAGAGCCCCGUUAAUGCAACGGACGGGGACGGCAUGACAGCUCUUCACCAGGCUAUUUCGGAAGGCCAUGGCCCUGCUGCCAUUCUCCUACUCAAGUCCGGCGCAGAUGCCGAGAAGAGAGAUGGUGAUGGAAAAUUGGCAAUUGAGUUGGUCCCAGACGACAAGGUUAAGCAGUAUAUUUUGCAAACUGCUGAACGGGAGGGGAUCGAGCUACCUUGA
This is a messenger RNA of Penicillium manginii, 720 nucleotides long. Its product is annotated as ankyrin repeat domain-containing protein. Lineage: Eukaryota; Fungi; Ascomycota; Eurotiomycetes; Eurotiales; Aspergillaceae. The coding region runs from base 1 to 720 and encodes 239 amino acids. The record is from RefSeq and is a predicted model, not a curated record. Gene Ontology annotation, cellular component: nucleus; cytoplasm. The transcript has 6 exons. Gene Ontology annotation, molecular function: protein binding.